Molecule: messenger RNA, 4831 nt
Organism: Passer domesticus (house sparrow)
Lineage: Eukaryota; Metazoa; Chordata; Aves; Passeriformes; Passeridae
Product: filamin-A-like
Biological process (GO): actin cytoskeleton organization
Molecular function (GO): actin filament binding
Source: RefSeq, a predicted model, not a curated record
CCCAUCCCAACUAAUCCAACCCAACCCAACCCUUCCAUCUCCCCAGGUCCGUGCCUUCGGCCCCGGUCUCCAGGGGGGCCUGGCAGGGGUUCCGGCCCCGUUCACCAUCGACACCAAAGGCGCCGGCACGGGCGGUUUGGGGCUGACCGUGGAGGGGCCCUGCGAGGCCAAAAUCGAGUGCCAGGACAACGGCGACGGCACCUGCUCGGUGUCCUACCUGCCCACGGAGCCCGGCGACUACAACAUCAACAUCCUCUUCGCCGGCGCCCACAUCCCGGGCUCGCCCUUCCGCGCGCCGAUCCGGCCGAAGUUCGACCCUUCCAAGGUCACCUGCGAAGGGCCGGGGCUGGAGAAGGCCACGGCCGGCCAGCCGGCGCGCUUCCGCGUGGACUGCAGCCGGGCGGGGACGGCCGAGCUGACCAUCGGCAUCGCCUCGGAAGCCGGGGCGCAGGCGGACGUGAGGGUGGAGGAGAACGGCAACGGCAUUUACACCAUUGCCUACACGCCGCGCAGCGCCGGCGUGCACACCGUCACCGUGGAGUACGGCGGGCAGCCCGUGCCGCACUUCCCCAGCACCGUGCGCGUGGAGCCGGCGCCGGCGGCCGUGGAUACGUCCGGCAUCAAGGUGUACGGGCCCGGCGUGGAAGGAAAGGUGACCGUGUUCCGCGAGGCCGUGACGGAGUUUGAGGUGGACGCCCGGGCCGUGUCCAAGGCCGGCGGUCCCCAUGUCAAGGCCCUGGUGUCCAACCCCUCCGGAAACGUCACCGAGACCUUCGUGGAGGACCGGGGUGACGGCACCUACCACGUGGAGUACACGCCCUACGAGGAGGGCCUGCACAAGGUGGACGUGACCUACGGGGGGGCCCCGGUGCCGCUGAGCCCGUUCCGUGUCCCCGUCACCGAGGGCUGUGACCCCACCCGGGUGCGGGUGCACGGCCCCGGCAUCCAGAGCGGCACCACCAACCAGCCCAACAAGUUCACCGUGGAGACCCGGUGAGAGCGGGGGGCCGGCACGGGGGGCCUGGGCCUGGCCGUGGAGGGUCCCUCGGAAGCCAAGAUGUCGUGCACGGACAACAAGGACGGCAGCUGCUCCGUGGAGUACGUCCCGUACGAGGCCGGCACCUACAGCCUCAACGUCACCUACGGCGGCCACCAGGUCCCCGGGAGCCCGUUCCAGGUGCCGGUGUCGGACGUGGUGGACGCGUCCCGCGUGUCCUGCGGGGGUCCCGGCCUGACCCCCGGCCACGUCCGGGCCAACGUCCCCCAGACCUUCACCGUGGACACCUCCAAGACCGGCGUGGCCCCGCUGGACAUCAAAGUCCAGGGCCCCAAAGGCGUGCUGGAGCCCGUGGACGUGGCCGACAACGGCGACGGCACGCAGCGCGUGUCCUACGUGCCGUCCCGCGAGGGACCCUACAGCAUCUCCGUGCGCUACGGCGACCAGGAGGUGCCGCGCAGCCCCUUCAAGGUGAAGGCGCUGCCCACCCACGACGCCAGCAAGGUAGCGUGCGCGAGCGGCCCCGGGCUCAACACCACGGGAGUGCCGGCCAGCCUGCCCGUGGAGUUCACCAUCGACGCCAAGGACGCCGGCGAGGGGCUGCUGGCCGUGCAGAUCACGGAUCCCGAGGGGAAGCCCAAGAAGGCCUCGAUCCGGGACAAUCAGGACGGCACCUACACCGUGUCCUAUGUGCCGGACAUGACCGGCCGCUACACCAUCCUCAUCAAAUACGGGGGGGACGAGAUCCCCUAUUCCCCCUACCGCAUCCGGGCCGUGCCCACCGGCGACGCCAGCAAGUGCACGGUCACUGUUUCCAUCGGAGGUCACGGCUUAGGACCCGGCCUGGGCCCCACGAUCCAGCUGGGCGAGCAGACGCUGAUCACGGUGGACGCCAAGGCGGCCGGCAAGGGCAAGGUGACGUGCUCGGUGUGCACGCCCGACGGCUCCGAGGUGGACGUGGACGUGGUGGAGAACCCCGACGGCACCUUCGACAUCUUCUACACCGCGCCCCAGCCCGGCAAAUACGUCAUCUGCGUCAGGUUCGGGGGGGAGCACAUCCCCAACAGCCCCUUCCAGGUCAUGGCCACGGACCGGCCGCUGCUGGGGGUCAACGGGCUGGACAUGGCCGGGCUGCGGCCCUUCGACCUCGUCAUCCCCUUCACCAUCAAGAAGGGCGAGAUCACGGGUGAGGUGCGCAUGCCCUCGGGCAAGGUGGCCACCCCGGACAUCACGGACAACAAGGACGGCACGGUGACCGUGCGCUUCGCGCCCAGCGAGGCGGGGCUGCACGAGAUGGACAUCCGCUGCGACAGCAUCCACAUCCCAGGCAGCCCCCUGCAGUUCUACGUGGACUACGUGAACAGCGGGCACGUCACGGCCUACGGGCCCGGGCUGACCCACGGCACCGUGAACCGCCCGGCCACCUUCACCGUCAACACCAAGGACGCCGGCGAGGGGGGGCUGUCGCUGGCCGUGGAGGGUCCCUCCAAGGCCGAGAUCAGCUGCCAGGACAACGGCGAUGGCACCUGCUCCGUGUCCUACCUGCCCGUGCUGCCCGGCGACUACGGCAUCGUGGUCAAGUACAACGACAAGCACAUCGCGGGCAGCCCCUUCACCGCCCGCAUCACGGGUGACGAUUCCCUGCGCCAGUCCCACCUCAAGGUGGGCGCCUCGGCCGAGAUCCCGCUGGACAUGGGGGACAUCGGGGACCUGAGCCAGCUGAGCGCCACCGUCACCGCGCCCUCGGGCCGCCGCGAGCCCUGCACCCUCAAACGGCUCCGGGACGGCCACCUGGGGAUCUCGUUUGUCCCCCAGGAGGUGGGGGAGCACCUGGUGCAUGUCACCCGGGGUGGCCAGCCGCUGCCGCGCAGUCCCCUGGCUGUCACCAUCAGCCAGGCCGAGCUCGGGGACGCGUCGCGGGUGCAGCUGCGCGGGCCCGGCCUCAGCGAGGGCACCACGUUCCAGCCCGCCCAGUUCACCAUCGACACCCGCCAGGCCGGCUACGGGGGGCUGAGCCUGUCCAUCGAGGGCCCCAGCAAGGUGGACAUCACCACGGAGGAGCUGGAGGACGGCACGUGCCGCGUGUCCUACUGCCCCACCGAGCCCGGCAACUACAUCAUCUCCGUGAAGUUCGGGGAGCAGCACGUGCCCGGGAGCCCCUUCUCGGUGAAGGUGACGGGCGAGGGCCGCGUGCGCGAGAGCAUCACCCGGCGGCGCCGCGCCCCCCCCGAGGCCAGCGUGGGCACCCCCUGCGACCUCAGCCUCAAAAUGCCGGAGCUCUCCAUCUCGGACGUGACCGCGCAGGUCUCGGGCCCCUCGGGCACGCCGGUGGCGGCGCAGGUGCUGCCCGGCGCGGGGGGCACGGUGGGCGUGCGCUUCGUGCCGCAGGAGACCGGGGCGCACCGGGUCAGCGUCAAGGACCGCGGGCAGCACGUGCCCGGGAGCCCCUUCCAGUUCACCGUGGGACCCCUGGGCGAGGGCGGCGCACACAAGGUCCGGGCCGGGGGGCCGGGGCUGGAGCGCGCCGAGGCCGGCACCCCCGCCGAGUUCAGCAUCUGGACGCGUGAGGCGGGGGCCGGGGGUCUCUCCAUCGCCGUCGAGGGUCCCAGCAAGGCCGAGAUCGCCUUCGAGGACCACAAGGACGGAUCGUGCGGGGUCUCCUACGUGGUGCAGGAGCCCGGUGACUACGAGGUGUCGGUGAAGUUCAACGACGAGCACAUCCCCGAGAGCCCCUUCGUGGUGACGGCCGCGGCCCCCAGCGACGCCGCGCGGCGCCUCACUGUUUCUAGCCUUCAGGAGUCGGGGCUCAAGGUUCACCAGCCCGCCUCGUUCGCCGUCAGCCUCAACGGGGCCAGGGGGGCCCUGGACGCCAAAGUGCACAGCCCCUCGGGGGCCGUGGAGGAGUGCCACAUCUCCGAGGUCACCCCAGACAAAUACGCCGUGCGCUUCAUCCCGCGGGAGAACGGCGUCUACUCCAUCGACGUGAAGUUCGAGGGCUCCCACAUCCCCGGGAGCCCCUUCAAGGUCCGGGUGGGGGAGCCAGGCCAGGCCGGGGAUCCGGGCCUGGUCUCGGCCUACGGGCCCGGCCUGGAGGGCGGCACCACAGGCUCCCCGGCCGAGUUCGUGGUGAACACGUCCAAGGCUGGCCCGGGCGCCCUGGCUGUGACCAUCGAGGGCCCGUCCAAGGUGACCAUGGAGUGCCACGAGUGCCCCGAGGGCUUCCGGGUCAUCUACACGCCCAUGGCCCCCGGCAGUUACCUCAUCGCCAUCAAAUUCGGGGGGCCCCACCACAUCGUGGGGAGCCCCUUCAAGGCCAAGAUCACCGGGCCACGCCUGGUGAGCAGCCACAGCCUCCGCGAGAGCUCCUCGGUGCUGGUGGACUCGGGGCCACGGGGGCCCCUCCCCCGCCCCCCGCCCCCGCCGGGGCCCCCCCGGGACCCCCCCAAAUUCUCGGACGCCUCCAAGGUGGUGGCCAAAGGCCUGGGGCUCAGCAAGGCCUUCGUGGGCCAGAAGAAUUCCUUCAGCGUGGACUGCAGCAAGGCCGGCACGAACAUGCUGCUGGUGGGCGUGCAGGGCCCGCGCAGCCCCUGCGAGGAGAUCGUGGUGAAGCACCUGGGCCAGCAGCUCUACAACGUGUCCUUCGUGCUGCGCGAGCGCGGCGAGCACCUGCUCGUGGUCAAGUGGGGCGAGCAGCACGUGCCCAACAGCCCCUUCCGCGUCACCGUGCCCUGAGAGGGGCAGGAACGGGGCAAAACCGCCCGGAAUCGGGCAAAUGUCACUGGGGGGGGGGGAGUCACGGGAAACCCCGGAAUGGGGGGAAAUCACCCAAAAAAC